This is a messenger RNA of Fusarium vanettenii 77-13-4, 1851 nucleotides long. RefSeq lists its product as uncharacterized. Gene Ontology annotation, biological process: ergosterol metabolic process. Bases 1 to 1851 code for a protein of 616 amino acids. Gene Ontology annotation, molecular function: ergosterol O-acyltransferase activity. Gene Ontology annotation, cellular component: endoplasmic reticulum membrane. The transcript has 7 exons. The record is from RefSeq and is a predicted model, not a curated record. Lineage: Eukaryota; Fungi; Ascomycota; Sordariomycetes; Hypocreales; Nectriaceae.
AUGACCAUUGAUGGACCCAGUACAGGGCCCGGUUCAGAAACCCCAAGCGAAGAAGAUUACGAGGAGAACGUUCGACCAACCCUGGCAGAGCCACACGUUGUCCGACAACGUUAUACCCGACGCGGUCGCCAACGAGCAGAUACACCAACUUUCUCAGCCGCUGAUUUUAAAGAAAUCAAUAAAGAUGCGAAUUUGCGAUUCUCUCGCCGCGACUCUGGCAUUCAUAUCGUCCCAGAUGACGACAAGAGCCUGCAGCAGUUGUUGAAGGCGAGUUCUCAAUGGACACAAGAUGCCAGCCCAAAGCGUCGCCCGCGCAAGUUUGCCGAUCUCGUCUUUACUCGUCAGUUCUCGGCGUUUGACCGUCAAAACCCAUCCUCAGUCAACAGCCCAUUCCAUGGCUUUUAUACGCUUUUCUGGCUUUCUGUCACACUCUACGUCUUGAAGAUCUCGGUAGAAAACUGGCAGGUCUACGGAAACAUUUUGGGAACCAGUGACAUCGUGGAGACCAUGUUCCACCGAGACGUGAUUCUACUUCUCAUUUCUGAUGGCAUCAUGUGUGCACUCACAGCAGUGACUUGGCUCAUCCAACGAUGCGUGUUUGCCAACUACUUGAACUGGGACGGAGCUGGAUGGGUCAUUCAACACAUAUGGCAAACUCUCUUCAUCGCAGGUGUGGUUGGUUUGACACUGUGGCGUGAUUGGCCAUGGACUCAUACCGUCUUCUUCGUCCUGCAUGGCAUUGUCAUGGUAAUGAAGCAGCACUCCUACGCUUUCUAUAACGGCCAUCUAUCUACAGUUUACAAGAGCCGCAUGGCUCUUUCGAAGAAGCUUAAACAACUCGACCUUGUACACCCAGCGACAACUCCUUCGCUGACUGAGCCCCCUGCAUCCGCCAUUUCAACACAACAUCUGAAUGCUCCCCCGUCUGCCGAACAACGCCGAAAGUCCAUCUCGGGGCACCAAAAUACGGAGGAAAGCGACAUUGACAAGAUAUCACGGGCUAUUGCAUCAGGCGAGCCCCUGGAUGAUGAACAAAUUGUGCUGUUUGAGCGCAUCAUGAAAUGGGAGAUUGAUGCCUUGUCCGACGAGCUCAAGGGCACUGCCAGCACAGCCGAUAAAGCAUACCCACACAACCUUUCCUUUAUUGAUCACUACAAAUGGAUCCCGCUUCCGACACUAGUGUACGAGCUCGAGUACCCGCGGUCAGAUUCUAUUAGCUGGACCUAUGUGUUUGAGAAGGCUGCAGCGAUGAUUGGCGUUCUCUUUGUCAUGGUCCAAGUCUCUCAGCAUUCCAUGUACCCUGUCGUCAUGAAGACAGUAGAAAUGAAGGAGAACGGCGUACCCCUCUGGGAAAGGUUUCAGCAGUUUCCCUGGCUCCUCAGCGAGCUGGUAUUCCCAUUUAUGAUGGAGUAUCUGCUUGCUUGGUACCUUAUUUGGGAGACUAUCCUGAAUAUCCUGGCCGAGUUGACCUACUUUGCCGACCGAAGCUUCUAUGAUGCCUGGUGGAACAGCGUAUCAUGGGACCAGUUCGCCCGUGACUGGAAUCGACCAGUCCACGUCUUCCUUCUCAGACACGUAUAUCACAGCUCCAUAUCUUCUUUGAAGGUUAAUAAGCACACUGCGACUCUCAUCACAUUCUUUUUGUCAGCUUGUGUUCAUGAGCUGGUCAUGUGGUGCUUGUUCAAGAAGCUGAGAGGCUACCUCUUGUUUCUCCAGAUGUGUCAACUGCCGCUGGUGAGACUGAGCCGCACCAAGUGGCUACGGGGACGAAAGACAUUGGGAAAUCUCAUAUUUUGGUUGGGUAUCUUUACGGGGCCAAGCCUUCUAUGCAGCCUGUACUUGAUCUUGUGA